CGCCCCCCCGGCCGCCCCCGCCCCCGCCCCCGCGCGGAGCAGGGAGGCGGGCGCAGCUGGGAGGGCUCCUCGGCGGCGGCGGCGGCGGCGGCGGCCGGCGGGGUCGUCGCGCUGCCCGCCCGGAGCCCAGCCGGGAGCUGAGGCCGCUCCCGCCCGGGCUGCGUGUUCCGCCGAGGCGCCUGAGGCCGGCCGGCCGGGGGCACUUGCUGGGCCUCCACUGCGGGCGGGAGGGGCGGCCGAGCCCCGGCCCUGCCCGGCCCAGCCCAGCCCCGGGGAGCGGCGCCAGUAUCAACUCCAUGUGAUUGGAAGUACCAAAUAAGUUGAGCUUCCCCACAUCAAUGUACUGCCAAUGGUGGUGUAAAACCAAAGUUUGUACUGCUACCACAUCAGAGAUUUAUGGGACUUUGAGAGAGUAGUCUGGGUUAUAUCCUGUGUUGUGACCUCAUGGUUUAAGUGGGAAUAAAGAUGAGUAUAAGCAGUGAUGAGGUCAACUUCUUGGUAUAUAGAUACUUGCAAGAGUCAGGGUUUUCUCAUUCAGCAUUUACCUUUGGUAUAGAAAGCCAUAUCAGCCAGUCUAAUAUCAAUGGUGCCCUGGUUCCACCUGCUGCUCUGAUUUCUAUCAUCCAGAAAGGCCUGCAGUAUGUAGAGGCAGAAGUCAGUAUUAAUGAGGAUGGUACCUUGUUUGAUGGACGACCCAUAGAGUCUUUGUCACUGAUCGAUGCCGUGAUGCCCGACGUGGUACAGACCAGACAGCAAGCAUACAGAGAUAAACUUGCUCAACAACAGGCGGCAGCUGCCGCUGCUGCCGCCACCACCACAACCAAUCAGCAGGGCUCAGCGAAAAACGGAGAAAAUACUGCAAAUGGAGAAGAAAAUGGAGCCCAUAGUAUAGCAAAUAACCAUACAGAUAUGAUGGAGGUAGAUGGAGAUGUUGAAAUUCCCCCAAACAAAGCUGUGGUAUUACGGGGUCAUGAGUCAGAAGUGUUCAUCUGCGCCUGGAAUCCUGUUAGUGAUCUCCUAGCCUCAGGAUCUGGUGACUCAACAGCAAGAAUAUGGAAUCUGAGUGAGAACAGCACGAGCGGCUCGACCCAGCUAGUCCUCCGCCAUUGCAUCAGGGAAGGUGGGCAAGAUGUGCCCAGCAACAAAGACGUGACCUCUCUUGAUUGGAAUAGUGAAGGCACACUUCUCGCCACUGGGUCAUAUGAUGGAUUUGCCAGAAUAUGGACUAAAGAUGGUAAUCUUGCUAGCACCUUGGGGCAACAUAAAGGUCCUAUUUUUGCAUUAAAAUGGAACAAGAAAGGAAAUUUCAUCCUGAGUGCCGGAGUGGAUAAGACCACAAUUAUCUGGGAUGCACAUACUGGGGAAGCCAAGCAGCAGUUCCCUUUUCAUUCAGCACCGGCACUGGACGUGGAUUGGCAAAGCAACAACACCUUUGCCUCUUGCAGCACCGAUAUGUGCAUUCAUGUCUGUAAAUUGGGACAGGAUAGGCCUAUUAAAACAUUCCAGGGACACACAAAUGAAGUAAAUGCUAUCAAAUGGGACCCAACUGGUAACCUUCUGGCAUCCUGUUCUGAUGACAUGACUUUAAAGAUAUGGAGUAUGAAACAAGAGAGUUGUGUCCAUGAUUUGCAAGCACAUAAUAAAGAAAUUUAUACUAUCAAAUGGAGUCCCACAGGACCAGGAACAAACAACCCAAAUGCCAACCUCAUGCUGGCCAGUGCAUCCUUUGACUCUACUGUUCGGUUAUGGGACGUGGACCGGGGCAUCUGCAUCCACACUUUGACAAAGCACCAAGAGCCUGUGUACAGCGUGGCUUUCAGUCCUGAUGGCAGGUACCUGGCGAGUGGCUCCUUCGACAAAUGUGUGCACAUCUGGAACACGCAGACGGGUGCCCUAGUUCAUAGCUAUAGGGGAACAGGUGGAAUAUUUGAGGUUUGCUGGAAUGCAGCAGGAGACAAAGUUGGAGCCAGUGCAUCAGAUGGUUCAGUUUGUGUGCUAGACCUACGGAAAUAGUGCUACUAGUUGGAAGCCAUGGACCGACUAUGAAUGUGUACAUAGCCAAAAUGACUGUCCCUGACCCAUGUACUGCUCUAGUCCCACUGGAACCAUGGCCAGUCCACUACAGCCAAACCUAAAAGAAAUCUCGACAUACACUGUAUAGAAACAAAGCAAAAUUACACCAUGAAGAGGAUGACAGAGUUUUGUCACAGCUUGUGAAUCCUGUUCACCAAGUGCUGGCAUCUUAUCUGCUGUGCCCCCAAAUAGCAUUUAGAAGCUUGGGAUGUGAAAAGCAGAAGAGGAAAGGAACGAGACUGUACAAAAAAACCAGACCAUACGUGCACCAAAUCGGGAGACAAAUGGCAGCCUUCCCGUCCCCCUGCCCUCUCCCCCAACCCUUCCCCAUCUAAUCAUUAUGAUGGAUCUUUUUUUUCCUUUUCUUUCUUUUUUUUUCUUUUUCUUCAUCAUCAUCAUCAUCAUCAAUCAUCAUCAUCAUUUUUUUUUUUUUUUAAAUUUCCCUUAAUAGUUGAGCAGUUUAUGUGUACAGAGAAAAUGGACAUAUGUGAAUAUGCAGCCAUGGGUGGUUUCUUGCUUUUCAAGCAUUCUUUUUGGGUUUGUUUACUGAUGCAGGAAGUAAGGGAGUGAAACUUGUUUCUUGUUUUUAUUUUUUUCAUCUUUUAAACAUAAAAAAAAAAGUCUUUUAAAAAAUAUUUUAAUGCAUUGUUUUGAAGAGGCCAAGUGAGGUUUGGUCUAUUCUGUGGCUCUCAGAGCACAUUUUCCAUUGGUUUUGUGUUGGGGUGAGGGUUGAUUUUAAAAAAAUAUAUCUUAAAUGUGACAUUGGUCAUGUUAAUCAAGAAAGUACAUUAUUUGUAAGGGUAUUCUGCUCUGGUUUUUCUGGUGGUGUGGCUGAAAUGCAGAAGUUUCUUAUUUGGGACAUAUUUCCGCCAAACUUAAGAAUCGAAGGGCACAAUUUUUUUUUUUUAAAUUUACAAAUACAAGAGCUGCAUUUAAAAAAAAAAUCUUGUUGCUUCAAGACCAUAGUUAAUUAUGGUUUAGUUGUGCACUAUUGUGGAAAGGAGCAAAGUAGCAUUCUGGGGUGUUUUUGUUUUGUUUUUAAGAGAUAGAAAUCUUUCUGGACAUAGGUUUAUUUGCUUCUACCAGGAGUAUACACCUUAUGUGUAGGAGCUGAUAUAUAAUGUAACCAAAUUCCAGUAUUAAAAAAAAAUCUCAUGUCAAUUUUCUUUAUAUAAAUCAAAAUACCUUUGGCAUAUAUUUGAUAACACUGCCAUUAUGUGGCAAAAUGUUUACUACCUUAGUUUCAAAAGAAAUCUUUAGAACAGAAGACUUGCUUUAAGGUGUGUUUAAAUAGCAGUGAUUCAGCUUAUUAAAAAUAAUAAUACUUGCACUAAUAUCUCUGCUGCUCUGAUUCUGCAGUUAUUAUAACUUUUGGCUAUGUUUUUUUCAAGUAUAAGUAGGUGUAAGCUGCUAUUUUUAAUUAAUCACUACUAUAUUGUCCUUUAGUCUGUUUGCAAUAUCAAGUAUUUUUAUCAACAGAUAGCAAACUUUUGUUCUGUUCACGUGACUAGGGUAUACCAAAAUUUCUUUUGUAAAUUCAGCACAUUUUGUUUGUGUGUGCUGUUGAAAAGGGGUCACUUCAUGUUUCAUGCCAGAUUCCGAGGCUAUAAAUUUCUAAGAGUAUAGUUGUUAAAUUUAUGUCACAGAUGUUUUAAUUAAGGAACAGCUUCUAUCACAGAGCUUUGCAAAGUUAACCAUUUUAUAACACUAUUUCAAUCACUAAUAAUUUUGUGACUAUUAUUGCUUUAAAAAAGUUAAUCUACUUUGUUCUUAGUUUAGGCAUAAAUUGAUUUAACCCAAAUAAUGCAGCUUUUUUUUGCCAUUGAUUUUCUGCUAUUUUUACAAACUAAAAUGACUUGAAGCAAGUCUUCAUUUUGCUAAGGUAGGAUAGCAUUGGCCUUUGGUAAAGAAAAUACACUUAAUUCCACAUUCAUUCUUCUAUGUUCUCCAAUUAUUAGUGGAGAAUCUAUUCUAAAUCACAGCAUUUUUUAAAAAAAAAUAAUUCAUAUCCAGAAAGGCAGUCAUUCAUGAUGGUUUUGUGCCAGCUCUUUUUAGGGUUUUGGAACACAUGAAAGAUAUCUAGAACAAUUACCUUGUGAGUUAUGUAGAAAACCUCAUAGACUGAGUAUCUGGCACUUGGAUAUCCUACUUUCAUUGGUGGAGGUCUGUGUCCGUGGCUGACCUCUGUUGUUGUUUAAAAAAAAAAAAAGUAAAAAAUAAAAAAAAUCUGUGCAAUAAUUUUUAAAUGUGCUCCCAGGAAUAGCCACAAAUGUUUUGAAUAUGUUUAAGCUGCGUUUUCCUUUAGCGAUGCAUUUGUCAAUUGCACUGAAUUUAAAUCUGAAAGUCAGAGGUGAUUAUUGAUAGUACUUUUGUAUUUUGAUAUGGACAAUUUAUUCAUUUGCAUACAGUUAUUGACUGGUUUUUUCAGCCGAUUAUAAAAAGAUAGUCAAGGAAUUCUGCAAUAUGGCUGCCAGAAUAGACAGCUACAUUUUUAUGCUAUUGUCAUGUUUCCUUUUUUGAUCUUUGGCUAUUUUCCUUACAAAAAAAAAAAUCCAUAAUAGGAACCCUACACAGUUAUAAAUACAGAGCUUUAUUACCCUGAAGUCUCGUCUUACUGAGAGGUAUCCAUGUAGUAGGCCUGGGCUCUUAAUGAACAUUGGAUUAUUUAUUUAUUUUUGCUGCUGUUCUCAAUAUCAUCAUUGCCUGCUGAUGUGCCACGAUGCUGCUCCUAAGCUGUUUAAAAAAAAAAAAAAAAAAAAAAAAAAAGAGUCUAGAGCAUAAAUGUACUGGCCGGAGACUAAGUUUCACAGCCUUGUGAAGUACUGUAUUUAUGGAGUUGCUGAUUUAUUUGUCUCCACCCCUCCAUUCUCCCCAAGGGCUGAUAACUGAAAUAGUAAUACUUCUUCUAGGAGGAUAUGAUCGUUCUGUGAUCUAAGAUUACACUCUGAUCAUUUUAGUAGAAGCUAUGCUGAUGAAUUUGUUAUCAUGGGGAAGAAAGAGCUGAACAUUUCGGGGAUUAAUUGGUUAAAGGAGAAAGUAAAGUAAGAGGAGCUGUCAUGUUUCCCAUUCAUUCCUAAAGCUUAUGCAGGAAUCUCAUUCUUCAUAUAUCCAUGUAGGGAAGGAAGCCACGUUCUCAUGUGUUUGUUCCCUUUUCUCUUAAUGUGGAUCAGGUCCCAUCAUUGACUUUCUGAUGUAUUUUAGGCCAUGAUAAAUUUUAAGUAGGUCUUAGGUUAUUAUUGAUAAUUCAGUUAUGAUGAGCAAUUCUCUAGUGUUAGAUGUGAUUUAGGAUGAAACACCUUUUACAAAUACUAAAAGUGCCUCCCUUUGUGGUUUAACAACUAAUUAUGGUGCAAAAUGCAGGAAUCACCAGAUGAAAGAAGUACAGGAAGGUUUCUUGCUUUUUGACAUAUACAAAUGUCAAGAGAAAGGCCAAAGAUUUGUGCUGAUUUAACUUCACUUUUAAAGCACUCCUUUUUUUCCUUUCCCUGCUUUAUGUCAAAAUAGAUUAUUUAAUGAGAGAUGACUAUUUUUAAGGAGCUAGCUUUGUUUAGGUAGAAUGGUUUGGUUGAGGGUAUAAUUAUAGUUCUGGAAUAGACAGGCCUGAAGGGCAAUAUAUGUCCAGGGCUCUGCAGAGGGAUUCUGUGUGAAUCACAUGGAGCUGAUGUGGGCAGAGGGGAAUUGGGAUUUCACUAGAUGAGCAGAAACGAUGUCUCAAAUAUUGCUUAGUGCCAUUUACUCAAUUAGGAGCGAUGCUCAUUUUCCUCAGCUCAGGGCAUGUCAUGUUUCUCUGCAUAUCCUGUGUUCUGCUCUAGCAUGUUGCAGACAGUAUUUGGGUGACAGAUACAUGCAUACUAUUAAUAGGUCACAUCUGAAAGUUCCCAGGAAACCCUCUUUUUGGCGGACCAACAUUGUGGCAUGGCAGCAAAUGCCCAUAUUUAGGGAACAGCAGCAAAUCAACAAAAGACCCUGAAAGUUUUCUCUUGGGUCAAAAAGGGUGGAAGGUGCGGAGGGAAGUUAGGAAUGACCUUUUCUUCCAGUGAUAGCUCUGAAGUAUCACAAUUCAGUAUCAAGAGUUUCUUUGUUAAACAUAAAUCUGGUUAAAGGUAGAGAAAAUAAUUUUUUAAGUGAGAAGUUCGAGUUAUGUUUGUUUUUUUUUUUUUCUCCUCUUUUUUUUUUCCCAUACACUGAUUUAGAGAUAGAGCAUCUUAGAUCAGUAGUCUGAGGAGGUAUAGCAUUCUGUUUCUGCCUCUAAGUUUACAAUGUUAAUGCAGGGUGACGACUUAGGGCAUGCCUUUUUUCCCUAGUAAGCUACUUCAUGAUGUUUUUUGGAAUUUGUGAAUAAGUUCAGGAAAACAUUCUGCAUGUUGUAUCUAGUCCAGUGUACUUAUCCAUUUCUUUCUUUCUUUUCUUUUUUCUUUCUUUUUUUUUUUUUUUAAAGGCUGCAUUUUGCGGCUCUGUAAUCCUUGAAUACAGAAGUAAUUUUUUCCUCUCCUGACUUUGACAUUGUAGUUGUAAUGGUUUAAUUUUGAUUUUUACAAAUCCUUUGGGUCUAAUUCUGUGAGCCUACCGAUAGCACUGGAUUCAAACGUCUGCAUCAUUUCUUUAGUUAUCCAGUUAACUUACAACUGUUGUCAAAGUGUAAACCAGCCCAUGACAGUUUUUUGUACUUGUUAAAAGACUUUUAAUUCAGUUUUCAUCUUUAUUGUCUAAGAAAGACUGAUAGAGAUGUUCUAGGCUGUCCUGGACCAUGUGAAUUACACUUAGGAUGUAUUUUGGUUCUACAUCACAAUGGCUUACCCCAAUGCCCCCAUCCCUCGGAGGCACAUGUCCCUGUUGCAGUUUCCAUUUGCAUUGUAUUGCUCUGACAACUGUAAUUUGAAUCAGAUCUGAAAGAGGUCCAGAAUAAAAUAUAUUUUGA
Sarcophilus harrisii (Tasmanian devil) is the source of this 6991-nucleotide messenger RNA. It is a transcript of the gene TBL1XR1, whose product is annotated as TBL1X receptor 1. The record is from RefSeq and is a predicted model, not a curated record. The transcript is spliced from 17 exons. Gene Ontology annotation, cellular component: histone deacetylase complex. NCBI's taxonomy places the organism in Eukaryota, Metazoa, Chordata, Mammalia, Dasyuromorphia, Dasyuridae. Gene Ontology annotation, molecular function: protein binding; transcription corepressor activity. The coding region runs from base 466 to 2013 and encodes 515 amino acids. Gene Ontology annotation, biological process: regulation of transcription by RNA polymerase II.